AUGAUGGAGCACCUUCGUAAACCGCCUCGAUAUGUUUUCGCUAGCAUUUUGUGUUCGUGUGGAGGCCUGCUCUUUGGCAUGGAUACUGGAAUCAUUGGCCCUGUGACAACAAUGGAUAGUUUCGUGGAGAAAUUUGGGAAUCGAUCCGCAACAAUACACGGCCUACUUGUGUCUUCCAUACUCAUCCCUGCAGCUAUCUCUUCGUUCUUUGCUGGGUAUCUCGCAGACAAGUUCGGCCGCCCUAAAGGCAUUAGCAUAGGAACCUUGAUCUUUGGUCUCGGUGCAGCCCUCGAGGCUGGAGCUGUCCACGUUUCAAUGUUCGUCGUUGGACGCUGCGUUGAGGGAAUUGGUGAGGGCCUAUAUCUGGGCACACUGGUUGUGUAUAUCUGCGAGAUUUCACCACCAGGUGUCAGAGGGGCUUUGACAACUGGUCCUCAGUUGCUGAUCACCUUGGGGCUUGUGAUAGGAUUCUUCACAUGUUAUGGGACUGCGCGAAUCCAAUCCUCAAUGUCGUGGCGGACACCGUUCCUCAUUCUAGCUUGUCUUUCACUCCUGUUUUCCACAGCCGCGCUUCUCUGGCUCGUCCCUUCUCCAAGAUGGCUCACCAUCCAUGGUCGUAAGGCGGAGGCCAAUGCAGUCUGGGAUCUACUUGGCGUUAGCCACGCGGAGCGCGAAAAGAGCGAGAUAGAACAAGACAGAGGUGCCGUGAUCCAGGGUCCGGUCUCUCAAGACGUGGCCGUAACCAAUGUGACUAGCAUGGAUGGUGCUGUUGCAACUGAAGUUGGCGACCGUUCUAUAGAGCACAAGCUUUUCGAUAUUUUUUCCAAGGAUGUCCGGUCUCGUACAGCCCUGGCUGUGUUUUUGAUGGCAAUGCAGCAGCUCAGCGGAAUAGAUGGUGUUCUAUAUUAUGCACCUUUGCUCUUCGAGCAAGCAGGACUUGCAUCUGCAGAUGCCAGUUUCUUUGCGUCCGGCGUUUCAGCCCUAGUCAUUUUCACCGUGACAAUUCCGGCCCUAAUUUGGGCGGAUAAAUGGGGCCGUCGACACAGCGUCAUAUACGGCGGCGUGGGAAUCAGUCUAACGAUGUUCCUCAUGGGCGCACUCUAUGCAGGAAACGCGGUGCACAGCUCCACCGGUGCGGGUCGCUGGGUCGUUAUUGUCUCCAUCUAUAUCUUCGCCGUGAUAUUCUCCCUCAGCUGGGCGGUUGGAAUCAAGAUCUAUGCGGCCGAGAUUCAGCCACAAAGGACCCGCGCCUCAGCAACGAGUCUAGCGCACGGAAGCAACUGGGCAACGAACUUCCUUGUUGCCCUUACAACCCCGAUAUUGCUGUCUAAGAGUAGCUUCGGAGCAUACUUUCUUUUCGGCGGGUGUUCUUUGAUCACGGCUGCGGUUUGUGCUUUCUAUAUGCCCGAGACCAAGGGCCGAUCAUUGGACGAGAUCGAGGACGCAUUCAAAUCCAGGUCGACAAGUUCUUGGUCUUUCAUGAAGGCUAUCCGACCGCUUUCUCGAAGAACGCCUGAAAAUAUCCGGAUGGCUGUGAUAUGA
Messenger RNA from Aspergillus mulundensis, 1542 nucleotides. RefSeq names its product putative MFS sugar transporter. Gene Ontology annotation, biological process: carbohydrate transport; transmembrane transport. The record is from RefSeq and is a predicted model, not a curated record. Gene Ontology annotation, cellular component: membrane. NCBI's taxonomy places the organism in Eukaryota, Fungi, Ascomycota, Eurotiomycetes, Eurotiales, Aspergillaceae. Gene Ontology annotation, molecular function: carbohydrate:proton symporter activity. Bases 1 to 1542 code for a protein of 513 amino acids. The transcript is spliced from 4 exons.